AUGUAUCGGGACGACAAUAUCAUGAAUAAUUGGGAUUGGUCCGGUUGUGGUGAAAACGUAUUCUACAUCGAAUGUAAAGUUGAUUAUGUACUCGAAAAAAUUGACAACGAUGAUGAAAAAGUUGUUCAUGAACUGAUUGAGUCCGCGGUGAAACCUUAUGUAUUUAAAUUUGAUUUUUUGACACAAUGCAGAAUUAAGGCACGAGUAAUUUGCAAUAUGUUAGGUAUCUCUGAAGACUCUGCUUCUGAUGUAGCUGAACAGGUUUCAACUUUUGCUACAUCACAGAUAAAUGAUCCUCAAAAUAGUGCUAGUAAAAUUGUGCCUAUAGUAAUGUCGUUUACUAUUAUUUAUGUUCAACAAGAUGGUGAAGAUAUUAAUACUGCUCGUGCUCGUGUUCUUCUCAAUACCAACACCGAGUUUCGUCUUCCUCCCAUUGUUCCUCCUCCUAAUCCAACAAACAGAGGUGUAAAUCCAUUUUCGUUUGAAAUAUUGUAUAGAUGGACUUUAAAACAUGGUGAUCCAGUACAUCCUAUGUGUUCCAUCUGUAUCAAUGAUCCUUCCCUUGGAGAGACCAUAGCAAUCUUACCGUGCUGGCAUUCUUUUCACUUACAUUGUAUCAUCAAAUGGCUGGAGAUAAACCACCGAUGCCCUAUGUGUCGUUGGUCCUUUUCAAAAAAAAUAGCAAAUAUUGGUACUGAUAAUGCCCCUUUUGACUAG
Solanum lycopersicum (tomato) is the source of this 717-nucleotide messenger RNA. The record is from RefSeq and is a predicted model, not a curated record. Lineage: Eukaryota; Viridiplantae; Streptophyta; Magnoliopsida; Solanales; Solanaceae.